This is a messenger RNA of Manihot esculenta (cassava), 685 nucleotides long. RefSeq lists its product as uncharacterized. The record is from RefSeq and is a predicted model, not a curated record. Lineage: Eukaryota; Viridiplantae; Streptophyta; Magnoliopsida; Malpighiales; Euphorbiaceae. The coding region runs from base 142 to 450 and encodes 102 amino acids. The transcript is spliced from 5 exons.
UUCUCUUAUCUGCUGAAGAUGAGGUGAAUCUAUCAUUUGGAUUUCUUGUGCUUUUUUGGCCCUUCGCUCAGAUAUCCACUGGAUAAUAGUCGCUCUCUCUUCUUAACAUUGUUUGUGCCAUCACACAAAUCGAGAAAAAAGAUGCAUCAGACCCACCAGCACCAGCAUCUCCUUCCUUGUUUGCAUUGCCACCCACAUAGCUACAUUAGAAUGGUUCAACAUCUUAUAGAGAGAUGCUUGCUGCUCAACAUGAGCAGAGAACAAUGCAUCAAGGCACUGGCGGAACAUGCCAAUAUUCGGCCUCUUGUUACACUUACAGUGUGGAGAGAACUACAAAAAGAAAAUAAGGACUUCUUUCAUGCAUAUUUCCGUUCUACUUCUUCCAGGCCUUUCCCAAAUAGGUUUUCUCAAAGGGUUUCCAGAUUGGAUAGAAGGAAACAGUGGAAUUGAAGUAAAUGAGACUCCUAUAUUUGCCAAUACGUGCUGGACGAGGGAAUGAUCAAUUAGCUAGCUAGUUGGUUUUCUGCUAUAAGAAUGUAAUCAAAGUCAAGUGAUUGAUGAAUAAGACCUCUAUAGAAUACAUUAUGGAUAUUAAGGUUGGUAUAGUCUUUAGGAUAUUCUAGCUAGGAUAAUUAGCAUUAGCCUAUGAUUAAUUUCCAUUUAGAAAUAGAAAUUUCCCUCUCUC